Meloidogyne enterolobii is the source of this 593-nucleotide messenger RNA. Lineage: Eukaryota; Metazoa; Nematoda; Chromadorea; Rhabditida; Meloidogynidae. The record is from the annotation of a GenBank genome assembly.
UUUUUCACAAUUUUUGUCCAAGUGCCCCUGACUCUAUUGUCCUUUAAGCGAUUGGUUUCAUUUUGCCAUAAAUCAUUUUACCAAGAACUACAAAACUGUUAAAUUACCGUAAGGUGGUCUGAUCAGAACUUUUGUUAUUUGUUUCCGUCAAUUCUUAAUUAAUUACAAGUUUAAAAUUUAGAUUAAAUUUUGAUUGAAGAAUUAUGGGCAUUCUACGCAACAAAGAAAAGCUUUAUGAACCAAUUCGAAUUGAGGAUAUAACUGAUGAUGUUGGCGAGGAUUAUGCCAAUUACAUUCUUGAAUCUGAUUUUUCUGACGAUAAUGAGCAAGCUACUAAAGAGGGUACUAAAAGUUUUCCUUGUAAGAAGACUCGACGUUAUCGUCCACGCAAAUGUGUUGAGAUGGUUGAUGGCCUAGCUCCAAAACGUAAUAUGAGUGGUCAUAAAUGGAGGCGAAUAGAGAAUGCUCGAAUGAUUAUGAACUAUGCGGAUUUGGAUGAUAUUUAUUUUGAUGGUUCUGAUUUGAUUGAUGAAACAAUUACUGCUUUUACUCGUCUUUUGCGUGAUGAAUCGAAAAUGAAGGUUUUUGUUUAA